Molecule: messenger RNA, 1653 nt
Organism: Fusarium sp. VM40
Lineage: Eukaryota; Fungi; Ascomycota; Sordariomycetes; Hypocreales; Nectriaceae
Source: the annotation of a GenBank genome assembly
AUGCCGCAAUGUGGUCGGUGCAAGACUCAGAAUAUUGCAUGUUUGUACCCAAUUCGGGCCAAGAGGAGGUCUGCGCGACCAUUGAUCGACCCAGCCCUCUCGGCAGAUGGCUCCAAUGCUGCUCUGUCUACUAUCCUUGAUCGCCUUCAGCGUCUUGAGGCACGAGGAAUAGCUGGAUCAUCAUCAAUCAACGGCCAGUCCAUGCCAACUCCCGGCGGCGAUGGCUCUGAGAUCUCGUCAUCGCCAGUCACUUCCAACACCACCAACGGCCAUGAGUCCAGUGCAUUGACGCCUCACAAUCAUGUUCGUGAGAUGGACGCUAUGACUGUUCUGAAGGAUGCAGUUGAUCAUGUCCAGGAACUGAGGAGAAGGACGUUUGGCACCGCCGUUAUUACCAGCUCAUUGGAUAUUCCCACAGAUAUAGCCAAGGCUUGGGCUACGAACUUCUUUAAGCAUAUGCCUGUGUGCAUGUUCAUCAGCUUGGUGGAUAGGCGCAUCAUCGACAUACUUCCCGAUAUCAUCAAUCUGCCACACAUCCACAUCGACCCAGUCAUUCUCGUCAUAUACUACAGCGUCCUUUACCACGGAAGCUGUUUGAAGGCCAGUAAUCUCACUUCAACUGAUGCUCUUGGCUACAUGAAUGCGAGUUUUCUCGGAUGUCUCCGCGCGCUACCAAGUUGGGAGCGAGAAGCAUCAGGGACUAUGACGGAUCUGAUCGCUGCGCUCUUCACCAGCCGUAUGGCCGCUGAAUUCUUCGAUUACGAUCUUGCUUGGAGGACAUUCAAACUCGCAUGCCAGUACUGUCAGGACCUUAAUAUCCACAAACUCGACUCAGACGAGAGCGACAUCUUUUUCAGCGAAGCCAAGUGUGAUGAAGAAAGAAGGGGUUUUUGGGAAGUCAUCCAGAUUGAUCUCUUCUACCGCCUUAUCCUCAAUACGCCUCUCGUCAUCACCAACAACAUAUGGAAAGUCAACCUACCGUGGCUGGAUCCUAAUUCGGAAUCCCUCCCACAGGGCAUGCAGACAGUUGCGUUCUUGGCUAGUUCUCGAGUGAGUCUUGUGAUUGCUCGGUUUUUUGCUAUGCUAGAUGACCCGAAUAAUACCACUAGAUCUGAGAUCGUGGCCAAGACGGAGGACCUUUGCCGCGAGAUGCAACAGAUUUUUACUGAAUGGCAGCUGAUCGAAUGGAUGGAUGCCGCUCAAGACAAUGAUCAGGAUAUAUGGGUAGUUGCCGAUGUCAUAUUAACCGGCUACACCUCAAUCAUCUACAUGUUCCGCAAGAUGGCAUUGCUCGACUCAAACUCCCCUAGGCCACCUACAACCGACCUAGACAUCCCAGACUCACCCAUCGUCGAAGAUGCAGCCCGGCGUCUCAUCGCGGCUCUCAAUCGAUUAUUGGUGAUAUACCCUUACGGAGCAACAAUGACAGGAUUGUUCGGCGCAUACAGAUGUUUCGUCGCGUUUGCUUAUUUGGCCAACACUAUAUUGCGCGCCGAAGACCCGCGUCGCUAUAUGGCAGAUAUUGAAGCACUUGAAAGGCUAAGUAAUCAAUCGACUUUGCUGUGUCGAGGCAAUAGGGAUGUUAUGCCUUUGGUGAAAGCAAUGCAGAGUAUUACCGAGGAAAUACGCAAGAAACUAGACAAACAUUCCUAG